AUGAUCCUACAAGCAGCUCUUGUCCUCGCUGGUCUGACUGUUGCCAGUGGCAGUCUGUGUUGUCAACCCAGGCAGUUCAACGCGUUCCAGUAUGUCACCUAUGUCAACUCUACGUCCACAUUGCGUGCCUUGUACUUCAUCGUCUACGACGGUAUCAAUGAAAGAUACCUCAUCACCGGCGACAGAAACAACAGGAAAUUCGUCGGGACCACCAAAGUAAUCUACGACUACAGGAAGAGAAUUGGUUACAACAUUGAUGCAGAGGCACGUACCUGUACAACAUUCCCAGUUCGUGGAAACUUCAGGGAUCAAGAGAAUGUCUGUGUUCCAAGCGGCGCUGUCUCUGUGGGUCCAUUCUUUUACGGCUACAAUCAGAACAGGCUGAAUUCCCAGUCGUACACCUACAACAGCACCACAGCCGACGGCAGACAACAGAACGUCGUGACUACUAUCACAGAGACCAACUGUGUACCAAUAGUCAUCAGUACGAUCACAUACGGCUCUCCAGGGGGAAACUCUAAUACCAUGGUCGGGUACAACGACUUCUAUCCCGGCAUCAGAGACAUCACAGUCUUUGACAUUCCGCCAUACUGCAAUGAAUGAUACCAACAUUGCUGAAAAACAACACUAGGAUCUCUCGUUUCCAAAUCACUGUGAAAAUGUCUACUUUGCAAGAUAUUCAUGAUACGAU
Molecule: messenger RNA, 691 nt
Organism: Haliotis rubra (blacklip abalone)
Lineage: Eukaryota; Metazoa; Mollusca; Gastropoda; Lepetellida; Haliotidae
Product: ependymin-related protein 1-like
Exons: 6
Coding region: 1-603 (200 amino acids)
Biological process (GO): cell-matrix adhesion
Cellular component (GO): lysosome; extracellular region
Molecular function (GO): calcium ion binding
Source: RefSeq, a predicted model, not a curated record